GGGGGUUACGUAAGUUUUUCUCCUUCAGAAUUGUGGGACACCAGGAGGACUCGGUCAAAAUCAGACAGAGGCAGAAAGUCAGAAUCGGAUCUGCUGGUCAGUCGGAGGUCAUGGCUGUGGUACUGCUGCUGUUGGCUCUGAUCUGUGGAGCUUUCAGUUCUUCUGAAGCUCAAACAGAUUUCGAUAAACUCCCAGAAUCCCACAGGAAAGGAAUCGAACUCGCCGUCAACCAAAUCAACUCCCAUCGCACCAUCCAGCAGCACUUUCUGUUCUUCAAAAGUUUGGAGAAGUCUGACAUUGAUGCAGGAUUUGGGGCGAAGUUUCUGUACCAUCACUUCCUCCUUAAACCCACUACGUGUCGCAGAGGAACCGCGGACGCAAAUCACUCCAAGUGUGCCUUCAGAGACGACAGACCGGUGAUUGACUGUGGAAUCUGCUUCAAGACUUUUAAUGGAGCAAUUGAAGAAACUCCGAAGCCCAACAUUCAUUGUGUCUACAAACCCACUCUGACCCAGGAGAUGGUUACUAACAGAAUAGAUACCUGCAACAAAAUGAGCUACAGCAGCGGCUCUGCCUCCGUGCUGCUGGUGAAAACGAACAAGAACUAAACUUUCACACCCGCUGGAUACACACUGAUUAUCCUCUGCACAAAUGCACUGAUCACCCCUUACAAACACACAUAUCAUCCCCUGCACACCCACACUGUUCACCCUCACCCUGUAUACACAGAUCACCUCUUAAUGAUGGGCUCAUGAUGACACUGUGUAAUAAAUUGUCAUAACAGGUUUGGUAAUAAUGUGCUAAGCAGUAAAGCUACUUAAAAAAAAUAAACGGUUGCAUAAAAAAUGUAUUGUCCUUUUACAGAAAAAAAAGAGAAACAUUUAAGAGAAACACGAUUUAAGUUAUUUAUCUAAAGUUUGCACUUGCAAGUUGGGGUGUUCGUAUAUAUAUUUUUUUCUUUGAUUCAGUUGGUGUCAGACUGCAAUAAGUAAAGUGCACAGAAACAAAUACUGGGUUUAACUGUGUUUUUUAAAUGGUCAGAAAUGUGGCACUCUGUUACACAUUGAUAGUGAUUUUAUUUUCUUCUGAAUUUUGCAGUAUAAACUCAACAUUUAUUAUUCUUCUUAAUAUGUAUAAUGCCACUUAUUGUCACAAUUACAAUAAAAUUAAACUUUCUUUAUUCUU
This is a messenger RNA of Astyanax mexicanus (Mexican tetra), 1185 nucleotides long. RefSeq lists its product as uncharacterized. The transcript has 4 exons. The coding region runs from base 111 to 608 and encodes 165 amino acids. Gene Ontology annotation, molecular function: signaling receptor binding. The record is from RefSeq and is a predicted model, not a curated record. Gene Ontology annotation, biological process: regulation of lipid catabolic process; inflammatory response. NCBI's taxonomy places the organism in Eukaryota, Metazoa, Chordata, Actinopteri, Characiformes, Acestrorhamphidae.